Rhododendron vialii is the source of this 1161-nucleotide messenger RNA. RefSeq lists its product as uncharacterized. The transcript is spliced from 6 exons. The record is from RefSeq and is a predicted model, not a curated record. Gene Ontology annotation, cellular component: membrane. Lineage: Eukaryota; Viridiplantae; Streptophyta; Magnoliopsida; Ericales; Ericaceae. Bases 147 to 959 code for a protein of 270 amino acids.
UCCCACUUCAUCUCUCUCUCUAUAUCUCUCUCUCUCACAGUCCAUCUUUUCUGCACUUCUUUCUUUUACUCUCUGUAUCACUCCUCACAAAUCGGUCUCCACAACAUCACACAAAUCUUUCCUUGUUCCCCACGUGGCAUUUUAUAAUGGCAGUGGCGAAAGCUUUUGCCUCCCUUAGUUUGAACAAUAUUCCUUGCACUCUUCCGCCAUCCUCUUCAUUGCUAGUAAUUCCCACUUCUUCAGUGAUCACUUCCUGCAAAAUUCCCUCUGCAGGCUCCUCAUUCCCUUUUGGAACAACAACAAGAGCUGUUUUCUUUCCCUCAUUUGCCCUCAAGAACAGGAUUCAUUGCGAAGCUCAUGUUGAUAGAGCUCAAAAUGAGGAGGAGGAAGAAGAAGAAGAAGAAGAAGAAGAGGUGGAGCCCAAUGAGACACUGUUGUACUCCUUCACUCCUUUGCCUUUGCUUUUUGUGGCUGCUCUUCCUGGAGCUGGAACUGUCAAGUCUCUGUUCGGACCUUUUGUUGAGCUUGUGAAAUCAUUUAAUCUUCCGGGCUGGCUUGUGCAUUGGGGUCACCCCGGAAACAUGGCUGUUGUUCUGUUUGCCAUGGGUGGUUAUGGAACUUAUCUUGGUUUCCGGAUACGAUUUUCAGAUAACGUGGAGGAGAAAGCCAAAGCCAAGGACUUGCACCCAAAACUUCUGGCAGGAAUGUUUUUCUUCUUUGCUCUUGGAGCUACCGGUGGAGUAACAUCUCUACUGACUUCUGAUAAGCCCAUCUUCGAGAGCCCUCAUGCUGUUACAGGUUCCAUCGGCCUUGCUCUCUUGACCGUACAAACCAUUUUGCCAACAUUGUUUGAGGGAAAUCCGGGGUUACGCAAUGUGCACGGGAUCUUGGGUAGCGGAAUAAUGACACUAUUUCUUGUCCACGCUGCUCUUGGACUUCAACUUGGCCUCAGUUACUAAUUUCUUUCUUCAUCUACAAAGCUGUUAAUGAAAAUUUUCUAUUUUGAUUGACCGUGUACUUUGUGGACAGUAGAGCAGCUAUUUAGCAUUGCAUCCGCUGGGAAAUAGGGAUUGGUGGACACUUUUAGUGAAAACCAGGGAGUACUGAGAUCAACUGGAACUUCAUGUUUUAUGGUAUUUUGCGAUAUGUUGUCGUUUGAUA